AACUAAGGCAAUGGUGGGAAGGUGUGUGUAAACGAGAGGUUGGCAGACGGCAAGGUGCUGAAACGAAAACAUUUCGCGUUGAAUUUGACAAGGUGUGCAAGUAAGCGGCAGCAUGCUCCGUGGAAAUUAAAGAGCGCCGCAUUUGAAAGAGGAUUUAUGUUUACAUUUUAUUCUUUGCUGAUCACUUCGGAAUUAAAAGAUUCCGUUCCACUGUUGUGAAGAAUAAAUGUGGAUUAUUUCAAAUUGAAACAUACAAGAUGAUUGCAUUCUGUUUUUAAGUAUUUUAUUUUAAAAUUUUAGAGUUUUAAAAAAUUGUUUUUGUCGUUAAAACUCUCCUUAAAAUAUUAAAUAUGUUUUGGUGUUUUGGAAAAAAAACUCAUUCAUAUCACUGCAAGAUAGUUCUUCUAGAUGAAACGGAGUUUAUACAAGAUAUUCAGGAAUCAUCUAGAGGUCAACAGUUAUUAGAUGUUGUCUUCAAGCAUUUAAAUUUGAUGGAAACUGCAUAUUUUGGGCUCCGUUUUAUUGACGCUACUGGUCAAAGACAAUGGUUGGAUCCAAACAAAUUUAUAGUGAAGCAGAUGAAAGGAAUGGAAACUUUUACUCUUUAUUUUGGCGUCAAGUUCUAUGCUUCUGACCCUUGCAAACUUUUAGAAGAAAUAACUAGGUACCAAUUUUUCUUGCAAGUCAAGCAAGACAUUUAUCAAGGGCGAUUGCCGUUGACGUAUGAUCUUGCUGCCGAGCUUUUUGCUUAUUCCAUACAGUCGGAGUUGGGAGAUUAUGAUCCAAGACGACAUUUACCAGGCUACGCAGCUGAAUUUAACUUUUCUUCUAACCAAACAAAAGAUCUCGAAUCAAAAGCAGCUGACAUUCAUAAGACUCUUAGCGGUGCAGUUCCAGCAGUGGCGGAACUUAGCUUCUUAGAUCGAAUAAAAUGGCUGGAUAUGUACGGGGUUGAUCUUCAUCCUGUGAUGGGAGAAGACAGCAUAGAAUACUAUUUAGGAUUAACGCCAAGUGGUAUUCUGGUGUUGAGGAAUAAAACAAGAGUCGGAAACUAUUUCUGGCCAAGAAUAACAAAAGUUUAUUAUAAAAGGAAAUAUUUUAUGAUAAAAGCUAGAGAUAAAAAUAAUGAACAGAAUACAUAUGGUUUUGAGCUACCUAGCAAAAGAGCAUGUAAACACUUGUGGAAAUGCUGCGUAGACCAUAGAGCAUUUUUUAAAUUAACACAAGUUCGAGAAGUUCCUGGACAAAGUGGAAAAAUUGUUGGCAUCGAAAACAAAUUUUAUGGAAAUAGGUUAGACAAAAGUUCGCAGUCAAUGAACAGUAAAUCCAGAAUAAGACCCCCGCCGACUUUUGUCCGAGUUCCUAGUCGUCGUUUUAAUAAAAGACUUGGACAGCCAGACGGAGCUGAUGCUGGAACACAAUCUAAAGAAGAAGGAGUUAAACAUAUUCUGGAACCCACUAACAUCAUGUCCCCAUUGCCACCACAUCCCAUUAUGAUCCCAGCUCUCCAUAGAUCUACUUCAGUGCCCACAGUCGUACCAUCUCCAUAUAAAGUGGUACCAGCACCAUGGGACGAUCCGAGACUUGGUUCGAGAGGUUUAUACUCCAGUUGCACCAAUCCAUCUCCGAGAUCAGUGAGAAGUGCGGGAGCACUGCCCUCCCGUAGAUAUCCUCUUCAUGGCAGAACUGGAUCCAUAGAAAGUACAAAUAGUUGCGAUUACAGAAAAAGGAAACACCAUAGCAGAAGACAGUCAGACAAUGAAAGCGAGGUUUCAAAAACAUCCAGAGGUUCAAAAUCGUCCAAAUCUUCUCGACAAAGUCAUAGGAGACACGGGUCUCAGUCAGGAGAUGGAAGUGAUUCAGAGCCACAGCAAAGACAUAGGCGACACAGUAGGAGAAAGAAGUAUUUGAAUUCUGGAUUGGAAACAGAAUCAGAAUCCAACUAUCAUCAACGAAGAAGACACAGAAGACAUCGAUCGAGGUCUCCAGACAGCAAAUCUUCUAUUAUACCUCAAGAAGUGAAACAAUAUAUUGACUACAACUUGAUUGAUCCAAGCACUUUAACAGAAGAAGAAAAGAAAGACAUAAAGUAUACAAAAGUUCAAGCUGAUAGCCGACUUUUCAAAAUGAGGUAUUCAUCCAGCCAAGGUCAACUUUCGAAAAAUCAUUCAAGAUCUUUUAAUAGCAAUUUACAUAAAUCACAGUCUUUAGAAGAUCCAGGUCCCCCACCACCCUACACAUCUGAACAAACUACUUUUUUGUCACAAAGUCAAAGAUUAGUGGACAUAGAAGAGAAGAAUGAGAAUCAACCUGAGUUGGUGCAUGUCCCAAAAGAACUUUCUCACAAUUUAAACCACAUAAAAACUAACAGUUUUAAAGAAAAAUACAAAAAUGAAUUUCUGCAGAAUAAUUUAAGUCAAAAGCAAACAAAAGAUUGGGGGACUAAUAAGUCUUCUCCCUUAAACAGAUCUCAGCAGCAAGUUUUUGAUUCUAACAUGAAUGGGAGAAUACCAGAUGGUCAAGGAAAUAUCAAUAACACAACACCAAAUCACAUGUCUAAAAACAUCAGGCUUGUGAACGGUCAUUUUUUCCCAACUUCGCAAAAAUCACUAGUGACAAUGCCUACGAUGACACAUAGAGUUACAUUUCAAAAUGAUAAUUUAACAAAACAGUAUCCAAAGACUUUAACACCUUCCCAAUCUUGGACUCCAUAUUCUCCAAGACCAAAUGGUGAAGUUCCAAAGUCAAAUGAAGUACAACCUUCUCCAAGCAAUCAUGAAAUGAGUACAGAGUUAUAAUUACAAUUACAAAACUAGUGCCAAAUAUUUGAUCCUCAAUGUUUAUCUUUGCUUUUUAUUGAUAAACCAAAGUCUGUGCUAGAUCUGAACAUUGUAACGUUGUAGUAAAUUUGUCUAAAAUGGUUUUUUAGAUUUAUUUGCAUUAUGAAAAUAUUUAGUGUUUAUUUGUAUAUAUCAUAUUAUUGGAAGAAUUUAAUAUAUGUUUUGAAUAUUACAAUACAAAUAUUCUUAGUGUUUAGAAAUAAAAACACUGUACAUAUGUAAAUUAGAAGGGGAAAAAAUCAAUUAAAACUUAAAGCAUACUAUAUGCUUUUGGUAAAAACUUGCAAAUAAUUUAUUUAACAUGUAGUGCUUGAAUAGCUGCCAGUUUAUGUGUGUUAAUUAUAAUCAUUGCAAAUGUUAACAACAUCACAUAAAUGUGUAAAAAUUCUAUCAAACAUUUUACAUGCAGAAUAAACUGAUUUCAUGCACCAUAAAUAAUGAUUAUAUACAUAUUUCUCACAAAUUAUUAUUAUAAAGCAACAAGUUCUAAAUUUCACAAGACAUAGAAUUUUCACCUAGUAAUUUUUCAAAGCUGUGAAGAAAAGUUGUUUUUAAAUAAAAUGUAAAAUUUCUUCAUUAAUAAACUUAUUUAUAAUGAAGAAUGCUGAUUGUGUAAACAGAAAUUCAUUGCUAACAUUAUGAAAGUAUCAGAUUCUGCCAUAGUCAAAAGUUUUGUAUAUCAAAAAAAAAAAAUAAAUAAAUAAAUAAUGAAUAUCUUUCAAUUGUAGGAAAAUAAAUUUUAAAAUUAAAAUAUUUUGUUAGAGAAGGAUAAAUUGAUAAAAAAAAAUGCAUAUAUAAAAUCCAUCCUAGUAAAUUAUCGAUGAUAAAUUUUUACCAAAUGGUAAUUAUUUAUCUCACUUAAAUUAUUUUUCCUACAAUUCUUAAAUUAAGAAUUAAGUUGAAUGAUACACCACUUAAUUAAGAUUAAUUUGAGUUGCAAUCAAAACUAAUAACAGUUUUCAUUAUUCUAAAUUUUAACUAGUGGAAUUUUAAAUAAGCAUAGUUUAGGAAUAAAAUGACAAUAAAAUCCAAUGUAGAGUUGUUAAAUAAAAAUACAGGAACUCCUUCUAUAAAGCAAGGAUAUAAACUACGCUUUUAGGGGAAAUACCUGAAGACAGAAAAUUAUUUUAUUAUGUAGAUAUACUUGAUGCAUUACAUCUGUUUCUCUGCAGUAUUUCAUAUGGAUAUUUGUAUCAAUUUUAUAUCACUUUAAGCCAAACUUUGCAUUUAGUAUCUUUUCAUAAUAUUCAACAUAGAACUACCUAGAUGUGAACUUUUCUCAGUAACAAAACAAAUUUUCUUUAAACAUACUUGAUGUUAGAAUUAUAGCAGUGUUAAUGUCGUUUUUAUUGAAAACAUACACAAACGAUUUUUGUAAAACA
Messenger RNA from Parasteatoda tepidariorum (common house spider), 4222 nucleotides. Its product is annotated as band 4.1-like protein 4A. The record is from RefSeq and is a predicted model, not a curated record. Gene Ontology annotation, cellular component: cytoskeleton. Lineage: Eukaryota; Metazoa; Arthropoda; Arachnida; Araneae; Theridiidae. Gene Ontology annotation, biological process: actomyosin structure organization.